Copidosoma floridanum is the source of this 1904-nucleotide messenger RNA. RefSeq names its product leukocyte surface antigen CD53. The record is from RefSeq and is a predicted model, not a curated record. Gene Ontology annotation, cellular component: plasma membrane. Lineage: Eukaryota; Metazoa; Arthropoda; Insecta; Hymenoptera; Encyrtidae.
UAGAAAAGUGCUUAUUUUCCGUCAGUUCGCACAAAGUCUUCACCUUGUACAGUCAAAUUACUGCUGUUUGGAGUGUUUUUCUUUUUCUUCUUGCUGUUUUUUUUGUCUUCUGAGUCAUUGAUUGCUAACAAAAGUCAUAGUGUAUACAUAUACAGUUAAGAAAAUACAAUGGCAAUAAAAGAAAAUGUCACGUACUCCAGCAUUAGCAUGGCGUGGAUAAAGUUUCUGCUCUGCGUAGCUAACUUUAUAUUUUUGUUGGCUGGUGUAAAUAUUAUUUUUAAAGGUGGACUCAUAUUCGACUUAUAUGAGAAUUUCUUCUACUUCUUCAACUCGAGAUACGUUUCACCAGCUGCUCUUCUCUUUAUUGCUGGCGUAUUGGUUCUCAUCAUAUCUAUUUUCAGCUGCUAUGGUGCAAUAAAAGAAAGCACCUGCAUGGUUUUGACUUCUGCGUUUCUUCUAUCUACGGUGCUCAUACUUGAAUUUGCGACAUCAAUUACUGCCUAUGUUUACAAAGACGACAUUGUUAACAUUAUGAAGAUAAAAUUGAAUAAUACCAUGUAUCAGUACCACAGUGACAAUAAAGCUAAGAAUGCUAUGGAUUUUUUACAAGAUCAGUUUGGUUGUUGCGGUAACAAUGGACCAGAGGACUGGGAAUAUGUUGCAGAACGACAAAGUAUUCGAAACUCUCUACCAUCAUGCUUUUGGUGGUCGUUAACUGAAUCGCGCGAGCCUGGUUGCUUCAAACUGUUGGCCGACCUUAUAGGAGACAGCGCAGAUUACCUGAUCACUGCAGCUAUUAUGAUUGCCCUUGUGCAGAUUACUGGAAUAAUCCUGACUUGUAUGCUAGGACGUAUGAUAAGAAAACAGAAGACGCUCAGAGAGAUGCGCAAGUGGCAGAUGCAAAUGUCCUUACCAAACUUGGAUGAGCCUUUGGAAAAGGCAGCCUCCCUCUCCUGUUCUCCUACCGUUAUCACUUAGGACAACAUCAUUUUUGGUAAAAUGAUUCGUGUUACUGAGAUGAUAAAUUAUUUAUCGGCAUUUCAGAAAACAACAGUCCAUUAGGUGUACCGUUUAAUCAAUGAAAAAUGUAAUUUUUACUUGAAAUCGAUUGAAAAAAAUUGAAAGUAUACUUGCCCCUUUCAUAAAAAUACCUCCGUGUACUCAUUUUAUUGGGCAGUGCAAAAGUUGGACUUCAUAUUCAGAGUAUCAAAAGAAAAUCGUUUGCUACUCAGAUUCAAACUCAUUCACACACUUGUAGUAUUAUGCUUAAUAUGGUAAAUUGCACAAAGUAUCAGCCUUAACAACUUUAAAAAAUCGUAAGAUACAAAGAAUCGACAUCACAAAUAUUGCAUGGUAUAUAACCGUACGAACUAAAAUUUUUUCGUCUUGUUGGUAAGAAGUUAACUUUAGCUGCUCUUUUUGCGACACAUACUUGAUUGACAAUCUGAAAAAGAUUCAUGCAAAUAAGUAAUCGUAGGAAAAGUAUUAAAAUUCGGUAAAAAUUAACAAACUUGACUCUAAUAAUUGUGACCCAUCUGGAUACAAAGCUGUCGUAUCCGUUCCAAAAGAGAUCGGGAGCACCUCAAAACAAACUUUAAUCCAAUCUUUGUUGGAGUUAAAAAUAUUGAUUUAGAGAAAACUUACAGAUUCAAAUCGAGGCUUCAAAAACAUAUAAUUUGAUGAACAGUCAAGUGCACCAAAAUUUCAACCAAAUCAAUAUUUUUGCCCCAAACAGAGCUGGAGUUGAAACUUGUCUUUACCAACUUUGACUACUUUUAGAUCAAACAUACUUAUAUUAGAAAAAUGCUACAUCAUGGAGUAACACCAUAGACUAACUCAAAAGUUUUGCCAGCUUUGGCAAAAAAACUUUUUAAAGCUUCAACAGCAUUUUCCGAGGAACAAGU